AUGAUAAGAAAACUGUACCAGACGUAUAAUUAUAAGCUGAGGAAUAUAUUCAAGAAGAUAACAUUUGAGCUUUUGAAGUCGGUAAAAAGCCCAACGAUACGGUCAAUAGUGUCAAUAAUAACAGCAAUCAGUGCAAUUAACCCGUUUUCAGUGUGUACACUAAUAAUCAGACAGUCUGAGCUGUUUAACAAUUUACUCCUACCACUGUGUGAGCUGACGAAGUAUUUUCUAUCAUACACAAUUGAUAUUUUCGUAUAUCAACUCACGAUAAACUUGAUACACUUGACAAAUAAUCCCACAGCCUCCAGUAGUAGGGAUACUAGUCCUAAAUCUAGUGACGCUAAGAAAGAGUAUAGUCUUAGUGAUAAUAGGCUAGAUCACAGCUAUAACUUGAAUGAGGAGGAGAGUAAUAAGAUGUACUUAAACAGUGUAAUAUUGUGUAAAAUAUAUAAAAGACACUCAGAAUGUGAUAUUAUACCCAUUGUGACAAUCUUAAUUCUGAUACUAAAUUACUCAAUGUCAAAUCGCUUAACACUAUGUCCAUCAACCGAAGGGCAACCAGAUGUUCCAGAUCCAAAAAACUUAAAAUCAAAGUUGGAUAAUGAAGAUCUGGUAAAGUUGGAAAUCACAGGGAUAUGUAUUGGAAACUAUUAUAACGUAAUAUUUGUAAUUUACAAUGUGUUGGAUUAUUUGAUUAGAUUAAUUGAAAUAAUUGGAGGGAUGGUAGACGUGGACAUGAAUAAGAUGACACAGGAACAACUUCUGUGUCAAUGUGGAAGUUACUCUCUAAAAAAUGAAUGCUUAGUGAGUAACGUGGAUGAUGAAGUGGUAUCAGUAAAUAAUAAGAAAUCCCUAGUAAAAGUAGUUUGUAGACCAUUUUUCGUUAAUUCACUUCUGCUGAUACUGGGGAGACUUAUUAAUGAAUUGCUGUAUGAUAGUAAUUUUACCAAUUCUAAACUACUAUUGGCAAUUGUUGACAAGUUUAACAACUUAGUAAUUCUGCUGAUUAACUUUUUGGAGAUUAAUGAACAAACGCAUUUGUUACCCAGUAAGGAACUGCUGUUAAAGUAUUAUACUGAAAAUCACCUACAGUUUAUGAAUACAGUAAAGGCUGUGAAAGAACCAGGUGAAUUAACUACAGAUUCACAGUCAACUUCAAGUUUAAAGAGGAAAAGAAUGGAAUUCACAACCAACUCAGUGGACACAAUGUUGGAUGACAACUUUGUAGGAUUUAUAAACAGCUUGAGUAUUUAUGAUAUUUACUCUCCAACAGAACAGUAUGACACUUAUGUUUCUAAGUUAACUUCAUUUCUAUCGACAAUAACAACGGCUGGUGCCGGUAAUACCUUCAGACGAGCCAAGAGGAUAAAGAACAGGAUAACCACACUAGAAACUGAUAAAGAAGAACAUUUAACCCAUUCAAACGUGGUUUUGGAGAGGUUGAAGGAAGUUUUCAAGUCGUUUGUGAAGAAUGAUGCCAAGGUCGGACCACAUAUUACAACCAGGUUCAUAAGUAGAAUUGUGUUCUCAAGACUAUUAGUGUCAGAGUUAAACGCACUAUUCUGUUGUAAGAUUGUGGAUUUGAUAAUGGAGAAUAAGAUGAACUACUUUAACUACUUUGAUUUCGUCAACUGCUACACCAAGAUGCUCAUACCGAUGAUUAGCAGUUUGACAGAACGUGAGGUCAUUAACCUCUCAAUCUUCUUUAAUCACUCAUUUCACCUUAUUAAGGGCUGGGUGAACAAUAGAGAAGCUUUUGAAAAAUUGGUGUACGAUAAUCCUUGUUUCUGCACCACUUUCAAGUUCCAACCAAACAGAGAAUUCAAGUACCAACAACUCCUACAAGUUAUUAAAAAGUGGGAAUACUUCAUACUACUCUCAAUUUUCUCAAUUAAUAAACCUCCCACUAGUACCAAUAGUGCUAAUAGUGCUAAUAGUGCUAAUAGUACUACUAGUGCCAGUAGUGUGAAGGAUGAUAAGGGUAGGGUUGGUGAUUUAAAAAAUUCAGCAGAGAGUGAGAUGGCAUCGGAGCCGGAGAGUGUAUUACCACAGAAGCGAAGUUGGAUAGAAAUAAAAAAUGUAGUAAUCUUCUUAAAUAAAGUGUCGAGUAACUUCCCGAUUACGGUAAAUUCAAGUUUAAAGGUGUUGAAUUUCCUGAAAAACGUGUUAAAACUUGCCAAACAGAAUAAUUGGCAAGAUGUGACAGUGCCAUCCAAUACGCUAAUUAAGUUAAUUCAGAUGUACCAGAAUCAAAAUAAAUACAUCGUAAUUAAUAUUCCCGCCACUCCGUCAAGUAAUCCCGCUUCUAAUCCUGUCACCACUCCAAGCACUCCCGUUAAUGUCCCGUCUAAGAAUCCAACUUCCAAGGAAACAUCGCCGAGAAAUCCAAUGUCUAAGGAAACUUCACCUAGAAGUGGUCCUGACAAGGAAACUUCCCUGAAAAGUGUUAGUUCCAAGGAAACUUCACCAAAGACUGGCUCUAAAGAAUCUUCACCCAAAACGGGUAAUUCUAAGGAGACAUCGCCUAGAAAUGCUCCCGUGAAGGAAUCUGUGAAAUCGUCGAGUAGAACGUCAAUUACACAUGGAACUGAUAAAAGGUAA
This is a messenger RNA of Theileria parva strain Muguga, 2601 nucleotides long. Its product is annotated as Transcription factor/nuclear export subunit protein 2 family protein. The transcript has a single exon. NCBI's taxonomy places the organism in Eukaryota, Apicomplexa, Aconoidasida, Piroplasmida, Theileriidae. The record is from RefSeq and is a predicted model, not a curated record. Gene Ontology annotation, molecular function: mRNA binding. Gene Ontology annotation, biological process: mRNA export from nucleus; mRNA processing. Bases 1 to 2601 code for a protein of 866 amino acids. Gene Ontology annotation, cellular component: THO complex part of transcription export complex.